Camellia sinensis is the source of this 2193-nucleotide messenger RNA. RefSeq names its product ethylene-dependent gravitropism-deficient and yellow-green-like 3 (gene EGY3). Lineage: Eukaryota; Viridiplantae; Streptophyta; Magnoliopsida; Ericales; Theaceae. The record is from RefSeq and is a predicted model, not a curated record.
UGCAAAUUUAUACAUACAAAUGUAAACACGAGCAAAAGAUAGGCACCACAAAAUUUAGGAUUGGGAUUUUCUUGUGGGGUUAUAUUAAUCUCUUGUCCGUAUUUCCACAACCAAAUCCACCUGUAAAACUUCUACAAAUUUCUAGAUCAGUCUCCCACUUUCUCUCUUCUCAAUUAAAAUCCACUCCUACUGCUGUAACCCAUCAUGCUCUCCCUCAACUUCAAUCCAAUUCUUCAUCUACUCCUUCAAUGGCCACCCUUUUCACUACUUCUUGUUCAUUCUCUUCUUCUCCCUCAUGGGUUCUCAAGAAAAACCCAAGCCCAUCUUGUCUGCCUUCUCUUUCCAAACACCCAUUUGGCCAAAACACUCAACUCUCAUUUUCUCUCUUCUCCACCCCCAAUUCCAAAAGACUUGUCAAGUUUUUGGUCAAAGCUGAGCAAGAAAAUGAACCCUCUUCUUCUUCUUCCUCAUCAUCAUCAUCCUCUGUUGCUGUAGUUUCAGAAAAGCCUGAAAUUGAGGAUACCCAAAAGGGAGGUGUGUCUGGAGAGGAUGAAUUGAGGGAGUCAGAGGCUGAGGAGAGAGAGAAACAGCAAGAACUGGACUGGAAGACUGACGAGGAGUUCAAGAAAUUCAUGGGUAAUCCUUCGAUUGAGGCCGCGAUUAAGCUUGAGAAGAAGAGGGCAGAUAGGAAGCUCAAAGAGCUUGACAGAGAAAGCAGUGAUAACCCAAUUGUGGGGUUGUUUAACAAACUGGUUCGUGACAAUUUGGCCAGAGAGAAAGAAAUGUUGGAGCAAGCAGAGGAAACUUUCAAGGCUCUUGAUCUUAACAAGUUGAGAAGCUGUUUCGGGUUUGAUACAUUUUUCGCAACAGAUGUGAGGAGAUUUGGAGAUGGGGGAAUUUUCAUUGGAAAUUUGAGGAAACCAGUUGAAGAAGCCAUACCCAAAUUGGAGCGAAAACUAUCAGAAGCAGCAGGGACGGAGGUUGUGUUAUGGCUCAUGGAGGAAAAAUCUAAUGACAUUACAAAACAGGUUUGUAUGGUGCAACCCAAAGCAGAGAUGGAUCUCCAGUUUGAAUCGACAAAGUUGAGCACUCCUUGGGGUUAUGUUAGUGCAAUAACUUUAUGUGUUGCAACUUUUGGGACAAUAGCUUUGAUGAGUGGUUUCUUCCUCAAGCCUAAUGCUACAUUUGAUGAUUACGUAUCUGACGUUGUGCCUCUCUUUGGCGGCUUCCUUUCCAUCUUAGGAGUUUCUGAGAUAGCAACAAGGGUCACAGCAGCUCGAUAUGGUGUUAAACUCAGCCCAUCUUUUCUUGUGCCAUCUAAUUGGACAGGAUGCUUGGGAGUGAUGAAUAACUACGAGUCUCUGCUGCCAAAUAAAAAGGCACUUUUUGAUAUUCCCGUGGCACGCACGGCUAGUGCAUAUCUAACAUCUCUAGUACUUGCAAUUGCUGCGUUUGUGGCCGAUGGAAGCUUUAAUGGUGGUGACAACGCCUUGUAUAUAAGGCCUCAAUUCUUUUACAAUAACCCACUGCUUUCUUUCGUACAAUAUGUCAUUGGACCAUAUGCAGAUGAUCUUGGGAAUGUAUUGCCUUACGCAGUUGAAGGUGUGGGAGUCCCUGUUGACCCCCUUGCUUUUGCUGGACUCUUAGGAAUGGUGGUGACAUCCUUGAACUUGCUGCCAUGUGGAAGGCUUGAAGGAGGUCGCAUUGCGCAAGCUAUGUUUGGUAGAAGCACUGCAACUUUGCUAUCUUUUGCGACCUCACUUCUUCUAGGUAUCGGAGGCUUGAGUGGUAGUGUCCUCUGUUUGGCAUGGGGACUUUUCGCAACCUUCUUCAGAGGUGGAGAGGAAGUACCUGCAAAGGACGAGAUCACCCCAUUGGGAGACGACAGGUAUGCUUGGGGUUUCAUACUCGGCCUCAUUUGUUUCCUUACUCUUUUCCCGAAUGGUGGGGGAAUGUUCUCUAGUUCGUUCUUCAGUGAUCCAUUUUUCAGGGGUGAUUUGUAAAUAGACCUUUUUCUGUGUAGGCAAUACUUUGUGUUCUUAUGUAUAAAACUUUAAAUUUUACUUAGAAAAACAUUAUAAUGAUGUGUACUGUAUUUCAUGUAGCUGGAGCUUGGUGUAUCUAGGGGUGGCUAAUUUCGUGUGGGUAUUUCAUUUUUAUGAUAUUUCUUCCAUUCCAUAUUCUAGUUUUGUU